CGGCAGCGGGCCUGGCGGCUGUAGCGGCCUCCCCAGGGAUGCUGUACCUGGUCGGGCUGGGCUUGGGGGAUGCCAAGGACAUCACGGUGAAGGGGCUGGAGGCGGUGAGGCGGUGCCGCAGGGUGUACCUGGAGGCCUACACCUCCGUCCUCACGGUGGGCAAGGAAGCGCUGGAAGAAUUUUAUGGAAAAGAAUUGAUUUUGGCUGACCGAGAAACGGUGGAACAAGAAGCAGAUAGCAUUUUAAAAGAAGCUGAUGUUUGUGAUAUCGCAUUUCUUGUAGUUGGUGAUCCUUUUGGGGCCACAACACACAGUGACUUAGUACUACGUGCAGUAAAAUUGGGGAUUCCAUACCAGGUCAUUCAUAAUGCUUCAAUAAUGAAUGCAGUGGGCUGCUGUGGUUUACAGUUGUACAGUUUUGGAGAGACAGUUUCUAUAGUUUUCUGGACAGAUACAUGGAAGCCAGAAAGCUUUUUUGACAAGAUUGAGAAGAACAGGCAGAAUGGAAUGCACACACUGUGCUUACUUGAUAUUAAAGUGAAGGAGCAGUCUCUGGAGAACUUAAUGAAAGGAAGAAGGAUUUAUGAGCCACCACGCUACAUGAGUGUGAAUCAAGCUGCAGAACAGCUUCUUGCUAUCAUUCAAAACAGGAGGCUCCAAGGAGCAGAACCAGAAAUUACUGAAAACACAAUUUGUGUUGGCCUUGCACGUGUGGGUGCUCUGGAUCAGAAGAUAGCUUCAGGCACACUACAUGAGAUGUCUACAGUGGAAUUAGGUGGUCCACUACAUUCUUUGAUUGUUACAGGCACUAUGCAUCCUCUGGAAUUAGAAAUGCUUAAGCUUUUUUCUGUAGAUAGUUCCAGUUUUGAAAAUAAUGCAUUUCAAAGGACCAUUUAAAUAAAAUGAGGCAU
Molecule: messenger RNA, 910 nt
Organism: Gavia stellata (red-throated loon)
Lineage: Eukaryota; Metazoa; Chordata; Aves; Gaviiformes; Gaviidae
Gene: DPH5
Product: diphthamide biosynthesis 5
Exons: 7
Coding region: 39-896 (285 amino acids)
Biological process (GO): protein histidyl modification to diphthamide
Molecular function (GO): diphthine synthase activity
Source: RefSeq, a predicted model, not a curated record